AUGAGAUUUCAAGUUCUUCUCACUGGUGCUACCGCCCUUGCCAUUGGCGUCGCUGCCGGCCCCGGCAUGAACCCCCACAAGACAUGUCAGGACCUCAACGACAGAGAUGGAGUCGACACCAUCAAUAUCAAGGCCCAGGAUACUGUCCUCCAGACUCGCGAAUGCGACAUCGUCUGCCCUAUCAGCAGGCUCUGGUGCGAGUAUCGCCCUUAUAACUACCGCUGCGACAGCUCCGGCAAGCUUCGCUACGAUCAGCGCCAUACCGACUGUGAGAAUGCCUCCUGGGGCUGUACCUGCGGCUGCGACUGGCGUGUUCCUGGUAUUGAGUCCGUGGAGGAGACAGAAAAGGCUUAG
Molecule: messenger RNA, 354 nt
Organism: Colletotrichum abscissum
Lineage: Eukaryota; Fungi; Ascomycota; Sordariomycetes; Glomerellales; Glomerellaceae
Exons: 2
Coding region: 1-354 (117 amino acids)
Source: RefSeq, a predicted model, not a curated record